UCUCCCACUCCGGGGCCAGCUAUUUCCCUAUACACCCUACCCCGCUCCCCCGUUUCUGAUUUCAAUAUUCUGGCGUCUUAGAUGUGUGCACUUGAGCCCCGUCUCUAUACAAGAGCUGGAGACGCUCCCUACAGGGUUAACAUUGGAACACCCGGGCCGGGCAGCGGACAGCACUCCAGCACGGGACAGAGGACGCUAGGUCUCCUGGGAUGUGUAGUCCAGGGCGGGUUGCGGAUGCCGCAAGGCCUACUGGGAGUUGUAGUUCUCGGACCCGGAAAGCAAGCACUGCAGGCGGUGCUGGGAGGUGUUGUGAGUACGUGGGCGGGGCCCAAAGUUCCAUCGUGGCCAAGGAGUCUCCCGAGGGAAGGAAAGGAAGUCUUUUCCCGCUCUGGCCUGGGCUGUCAAAUGAGGGGUGAUCUCAGCUGAGUUCAGCUCGGGCUUCUACACUCAAUCAAACCUCGCGGAUAGUAUAUGACUCAAAGAUGGUCGAAGGGCCAUGAGAAAAAAACAGGGAAGCUUCCUUUGCAGAGUCGUGCCGUGGUCUCCGAGAAAAAAGCGGGGGAUACUCUCACUGGUCUUGAAGGUCGCGGUCCUGUCUCUUCCCUUUUGUUCUUUUCCCUCUCCUGCUUUUGGCCACUAAGUGGCCUUUGUACGCCAGAGUGAAACUCCAAGUCCCGUCAGGCCGCGAGGUGCGCGCACGCGUGUUGGAGCUGCCCGGCCACGCUGCAGGAGGAGGGCUAAUGGUUUGGCUUCUAAUUGGUCGGGUCUUUUAAGAUUUGUUUUCGCUGAUUGGCUGGAAUUGCUGCCGGAAAGGUCCCAGCCUGGAGAUGCAAGAGCAGAGGCGUUCUAUGGGCUGGGUUGAAAGCCUCCUCCCUCGAAUUGCAUCGGCCUGACCCCCCAGCCCAGGGGGCACCCAACCAGUGACUGUCCUCUCCUACUCUAAUGUUGCACGUACUCGAUAUUAACCGAGACACGGAGAGUGGGUGACUCUCGGGAGUCAGGGAGGAGAGUGACCGGUCCUGGGCCUUCCCCUCACACCCUGCGACCAGAACUCCAGCCCUAGGGAGUGGGCAGGGCCUCUUGCCGCGCCUUGCUACUCGCCUCCUUCAGCGUUGUCUGCUAGCUGGUUUUCCUGCUCUCUCUCCCAGGAGACGAACGCUUGAGCCCGAGAUGGCAGCCACCCUGCUCAUGUCUGGGUCCCAGAUGAGACUUAAUGUCAUUGCCUUCUCGACAUGUCUAACCAUGUCUCUAAUUUCAAGAAGAAAAGCUGGUUCUAAACUCCUACAUACCAAGUACUGAGGAAGCUUGUGUGAUUUCAGGCCCCUGUGACAUUUGAAGAUAUGGCCAUGUACCUCACUCGGGAAGAAUGGAGACCUUUGGAUCCUGCACAGAGAGACCUUUACAGGGAUGUGAUGCAGGAGAAUUAUGGAAAUGUUGUCUCACUGGACUUUGAGAUCAGGAGUGAGAAUGAAGCAAACCCAAAACAAGAGUUUGGUGACGAUGUGGAAUUCGCAACCAUGUCGGAAGAGCCCCUUGAGAAUGCUGAGAAGAAUCCCGAAAGUGAAGAGGUCUUUGAAAGCGGGGACCAGGCAGAAAGGCCGUGGGGGGACCUGACCGCGGAGGAGUGGGUAAGCUACCCUCUCCAGCAAGUCACCGACCUGCUCGUCCACAAGGAAGUGCACACAGGCAUCCGCUACCACAUUUGUUCCCAGUGCGGGAAAGCCUUCAGUCAGAUCUCAGACCUCAAUCGCCACCAGAAGACGCACACGGGGGACAGGCCCUAUAAGUGUUACGAGUGCGGGAAGGGCUUCAGCCGCAGCUCCCACCUCAUCCAGCACCAGAGGACACACACGGGCGAGCGGCCAUACGACUGCAACGAGUGCGGGAAGAGCUUCGGCCGGAGCUCCCACCUCAUCCAGCACCAGACGAUCCACACCGGCGAGAAGCCGCACAAGUGCAACGAGUGCGGGAAGAGCUUCUGCCGGCUCUCCCACCUCAUCCAGCACCAGCGGACCCACAGCGGCGAGAAGCCCUAUGAAUGCGACGAGUGCGGGAAGAGCUUCAGCCGCAGCUCGCACCUCGCCCAGCACCAGCGGACCCACACCGGCGAGAAGCCCUACGAAUGCAACGAGUGCGGCCGGGGCUUCAGCGAGAGGUCGGACCUCAUCAAGCACUACCGCGUGCACACGGGCGAGAGGCCCUACAAGUGCGACGAGUGCGGCAAGAACUUCAGCCAGAACUCGGACCUGGUGCGCCACCGUCGGGCGCACACCGGCGAGAAGCCGUACCACUGUAACGAGUGCGGGGAGAACUUCAGCCGCAUCUCCCACCUCGUGCAGCACCAGAGGACUCACACCGGCGAGAAGCCCUACGAGUGCACGGCCUGCGGGAAGAGCUUCAGCCGCAGCUCGCACCUCAUCACGCACCAGAAGAUCCACACCGGGGAGAAGCCCUACGAGUGCAGCGAGUGCUGGCGAAGCUUCGGCGAAAGGUCGGAUCUGAUCAAGCACCAGAGAACCCACACGGGAGAAAAGCCCUACGAGUGCGUGCAGUGCGGCAAGGGCUUCACCCAGAGCUCCAACCUCAUCACGCACCAGAGAGUUCACACCGGAGAGAAGCCUUAUGAAUGUACCGAGUGUGACAAGAGUUUCAGCCGGAGUUCAGCUCUUAUUAAACACAAGAGAGUUCAUACCGACUAGGCCCCCCGGAGCUCCGAGUAAGAAAUGACCGGAGGCCGGGUGAUGUUUCUUAUCAGCGAGCUUCCUUUUUAAUGUUCCGACUUCCCUUGUUGUGGGCUACAGUCUAGAACAUGAAAGAGAACAACCCUUUUGAAAAUUCUGACCCACAGCUUCCAGGGUGCUGUCCCCUCCUCCCCAACGGUGGCGUUUAUUCUCAUGAAUUGCUUCAUCAAAGUCAGCCCCCUCCUGGGUAACUUGUGAGCUGAAAACCAGAGGACAAGCAAGAUGCUGGUGGACGCUUGGGUCUGGACAUGAAAUACAUCGUUAACUCUCUCUCCCUCUCUCUCUCUCUCUCUCUCUCACACACACACACACACACACAUAUCUUUGGCCCAAAAAGACUGCAGCAGGAGAAAUAAGGUAGUUCCAGCUGCUUUGUCCCAAGGCAGGUAGACCUGCCCUGAGCUGCGACUGUACACAUGUUAUAGUGGCUGGGCUCACACACCGCCCUUCUAAAGGGCUUUUUUUCUUUCUGUUUUGUUUUUGUUUUUUGAGUCGCUUACCCUCAUAUCUAAGCAUCUUGUGCACAGGAUUCUGCCUGCUGAGAGCAGUCAUCACCGAGUUUCUCCUUGUUUCUCACUUGCAUAACUUGCAUGUUUUUAAAAGCUGACAGAAGAUACAAUGUAACAGGAAAAAGGAGGCACAGGUUUGAGGACCUAGGACCCACAGGUGGUGGUGGUGACUUAAGCAAGAGAUAGCCAUCCAGACUGCCAUUAAUCAGGCUGGUGUAUUUUCUUCAGAAAUCACUUUAGGGAUCAUAGUAGGGAAACUGCCUUUAGGAAGGGCUAGAAGUCGUGAGGGUACAGAAGUAGGAAGUUAACUGACCGCCCCAGGGAAGGGAGCCCCAGGGAAGGGAGCCCCAGGACCCUUCCCCGGGAACAGCGGUCAGGGCUGCCUUUGCCAGCUACCUUUAAGAUCACUUGCUAAUUCUAGGGCUCAGUAGGGCCAAACCCCAGUCUUUAUCUUAGCUUGCAUAAAGGCAUGCAUAUGUACAGUGAAACGUGUAUUCUGAUAGCAGAAACUGAAUUCAUAAGAAUCAGCAUGUUCUUUCGUGAAGUAGAUCAUAAGAUAGAACUGUAGACAUAACUCCAACGUGAGAAGUGUCCUUCAUUUUUCUUUUGUUACGGAGAAAAAAGUUCAGCAUUAGUGCUCUAGCACAGUGCGCUCCUAUAAGGUUGGUUUUGUACAGAACUAAGCACUUGUGUGGAUGUGUCCGUCAGUGGCGAGAGAGUGCCUGGACACUCUGGUCCAUUGUCUUUUCUCAGGCUGAAUUAUCUUCUGUGAUGAGCGGCCUCAUCCGAAGACAGAGAUAAACAACCAAUGGAGGAAUGUCUUUCUGGCGUCCAGACACAAACAGUUAAUGAGUUGACCAGCGUAGCCCAGAACUUCAAUUCUCCUUAGAUAGCCUGGAUAUUGGUGCUUAUACAGCCCUUAGGGGAUGGAGGGGAGUUGGCACCCAGGGAGCUGGGACUUCAAGAGUGUGUGUGUGUGUGUGUGUGUGUGUGUGUGUGUUGUGUGUGUGUGUCUGUGUCUGUGUCGCGCGCAACUCUUUAGAACACAUCUAAAGAGUUCCAGUGUAUUUCUAUGGUGCUUUGUUGCAAAGUUGCAAACGUAAUUUUUAUUAUUAUUUUUUUACUAAAGAAAACCCUUUCUGUUAAAGUUCUUUGGGAUUUGGCACUUAAAGCCAGUGCUUUUGCUACAGACAGUCACUGUGGCCACAGCUGGAUAAUACCAUAUCACUAGUGACAACUUCAAAAGCAGGCGAAGGAGAAACUACUCGGAGGGGCCCUCUAAGUGGCCACUCCCAUUUGAGGGCAAACAUGGGGCAGGGCACGUGGUUUCUAUUCUGUACAAAAUCUAGCCAACUGUGGGUAUUCAUAUUUUAACUGUUAGGUGGCUUACGCAUGCUUGGUAACUAAACUCAGAUGUGUCUUCUCUAUCAGUGCAGCUGAUGACUUGGGUGGAAUUCCCUUUUCCAUUUGCUGCUUUUGCCUUCUAGGAGGUGAAAGGCUCCUGGAAGGUCUCCAACUGCCUUCCCAUCUCUUCAUAUGUGUACACUCCAGCUGAGUGGCUAAAAAGGCAAUGGUCGUGACAGCUCUGUCCUCUCUGCCAUGGUCAGCUGCUCCCCUUCCUGUGCUGAGCUGUGGAAGUCAUACAUGGGCCACACCUCACUAACAUGUGCAUGCCUUCUGUUUGAAAGUCCCUGGCCAUUUCUGCACAUACCAGACUGUCUGUGCCUGUGUUCUAUGGUUGUGGAGAGUGGAUGAACAGGUAGAGCAGAUUCCCUUGGUAUCAGUCAAUUAUCCUAGUGUCUUGUCAUAGCUGUAUUAUCCUAACAAUAUUCUAUAAUUAAAAGUAUAAUUUUUAAACUCAAA
Molecule: messenger RNA, 5113 nt
Organism: Apodemus sylvaticus (European woodmouse)
Lineage: Eukaryota; Metazoa; Chordata; Mammalia; Rodentia; Muridae
Gene: Znf436
Product: zinc finger protein 436
Exons: 3
Coding region: 1341-2699 (452 amino acids)
Biological process (GO): central nervous system development; regulation of transcription by RNA polymerase II
Cellular component (GO): nucleus
Molecular function (GO): RNA polymerase II cis-regulatory region sequence-specific DNA binding; DNA-binding transcription factor activity, RNA polymerase II-specific
Source: RefSeq, a predicted model, not a curated record